Molecule: messenger RNA, 2317 nt
Organism: Ctenopharyngodon idella (grass carp)
Lineage: Eukaryota; Metazoa; Chordata; Actinopteri; Cypriniformes; Xenocyprididae
Gene: ier5l
Product: immediate early response 5-like
Exons: 1
Coding region: 181-1089 (302 amino acids)
Source: RefSeq, a predicted model, not a curated record
UGGCAGCAAGCGCAGGCUAAUGAUUGCCUACGCUCACACGUUGAGGCAGAAACGACCACGUUCAAUGUUUCUCCACAGAGCUGACUUAAGCCUUCGUCCCCGUGCGAAAUAUCGUGAUUCUGACUAAAAGAAAGUUUGUUUUCUUCGUCGGAGCGGUGGGAAAACAUCACGACCCCGACCAUGAUCAACACCAUGGAGUGUGCAGUAGAUGCACAAAGUCUCAUUUCGAUAUCUUUACGGAAAAUCCACAACUCCCGUACGCAGAGAGGAGGAAUCAAGCUGCACAAAAACCUGCUGGUCUCCUACGUACUGAGGAACGCCAGGCAAGUCUACAUGAACGAGAAGUACGCCGAGAUCUACAGGAUGCAGCAGUACGAGGAGGUGAUGACCGUCUGCAACGAGAUCCAGGAGCUAAACCCGCUCGAUUUGAUGGAGGACUGCGAGGAGCAGACGGGGGACUGCUGCGGCAGCGCGAACGAGUCGGCGAGCCUCUGCGGCGCGCUCUUACCCGUCAGUCACCAGGCUCCUUCGGUGCAGCACAUCCAGCCCAGCAGCGCCUGCUCGGUGCCCCUGGCUCUCCAAAACGAAGAGGUCUGCAAAGCUCCGGAGCCCUCGUUCUACCGCAGCUGCUGCGCGGAAGCCUACCCCGUGUCCAACUGUGACUUUUCGCCGGUAAACAACAUGCACUGCAACAAAACUACAGUGCUCGAUUUGGACACGCAUGUCGUUACCACAGUAGAGAACGGGUAUUUGCACCAGGACUGCUGCGCUUCGCUCCAACAGUGCUGCCAGGGCGCACAGAGCCCAGCCAAGAAACGCAAGCUUGACUUUGGUUACUACGUGUCCGAGAUCGAGGAGGUACCGGAUUUUACGCCGUGCAAAAGAGCGAAAUUCGAGGACUCUUCAUACGUGAGCACGGAGCAUUUGGACACGUCGAACAUUUCCAACCUCAUCUCGAUCUUCGGCUCGGGGUUUACGGGACUGGUGAGCAGACAAGCGGACUUGGAGCAAGCCUUAAACGGACAGUUCUGUAGCAAACAAGCCCUGGCGAGUUUAGGGGCUUGGACGAGAGCUAUUGUAGCCUUUUGACUCUGUGGUUAAUGCGAAUACAGAUACUUUAUGAAAUUGUACAAAGUCUAAGACAAAUUGACUUUUAUUUUUGCAACAAAGUUAUUUAAGCGUUUUUUAUUUGGUUUGUUUUUAGUUUCGUUUCAGUGGGGGAGGCGGACAGUGGUUGUAGCCUACCACUUGUGAUGUAUCCUUUAAAACAAAUGUCGAUAUCACAACAAACGUUUUAAUACGAAGUUGAAUUUCGUUGCCUUAAACCCAACGCAGACUGCUAGCUAUGGCCACAAACAUGGAAAGUCUCUGAAUGUUUCGCUCGUGGAUUGUUUCCCUUUUCUCUCCCCUUCCCAGGAACUUUCACAAAGAUGUAUUGUAAAAUAACAUUACUAGUCAUGUAAUGUUGGGAAUAACAGGCUGCAAACGGAGAAGCCUACCCACUGCACGCUUAUUUCUCACAGACACAAUACACUUUAAGCAGUCGUGUCAUAUUUUGUAACAUUUUAACGUCUUAACUACCACCAGUUUACCAGUAGAACAGGCUACUACAACAAGACUACAUCUGAGCUAGUGUUGUUGUUAACGUAGAGCUACAGGAAGAGGACUGGCUUAAACAGACUACAUUCUGUAAUAUCAUACAAGGCAAUCAAGUAGGCUAAUGAAGGUGCAAUAUUUGAACCCCCUCCCUGUCUUGAGUUUGUUGUUUUCUGUAUUAUGAAUUGUGCUGUUGAAAGUGGCGAGGACUGGUGCGUUUUGUUGACUGCACUGACCUACAGCUCCAGUUCCUCUGAGUGUGUUUGUAGUUCACCUAUGCCAGUCACCUCAUCAACACUGAAAGUUGGGGCCAUUAAUUAACACUACAACUCCCAUAAUGCACGCCGUGAUUUAAUCUGCCAGGUAUUUUUGUUGACUAUCCAGUCUCCAGCAUUAACCAUUUCCCGCCCCCUUGCUCUCAGAAAAAGUUAAAGCCUUCACAGUAAUUCAUGAUGCCAGCAUUUGCUUGGUUUUGUGGGUUUGAUUUUAUUUUCUACAAACUUAGACCUUUUGUUCUAAAAAGGCAAUCUCAUAAAUUAGCCAUACGUCCUCACAUUAUAUAAGCACUAUGUGUACUGAAUUAAAGACGUUUUCAGACGUAUUCUCCAUAUUUUGUUGGUAUUCUUGUAUUUUUGUGCAUAUUAAAUUGUAUAUCACCGGGUAAAACUGUUUUAGAAAGUAUUUGUUUAAAAUUUAUAACCUUAAUAAAAAAUGAAACUUA